CAAGAACCUUGGGUUCGACCUGACUUACCUUUUUGUCCCUGCUCUAGGUGCUCCAUAUUUACGGUUCCGACCAGGACCCGUCCAUCUCCCGUCGACGCUAACGAACUCUUCAAUUCCCCGCGCUCCACUCCUUAAGUAUCUUGAAGAGUGAGAAAUCGCUAUAGCUCUUUGAAAUUCCAUUUCACAAUCCACUUUUUAUUCCCUCACAAGCUACUCAUAUAUCUUCCUGCUAGUGCUGGCCUUCUCCGCGCUCUAUUGCUUCUCCGUCAGUAGCUAGAGUUGGGAAUUAGAAUGAAGGUGAAGGUGAUUUGCCAGAAAGUGUGUGAUUAUGUCCGGUAUGACCUGAAAGAAAUUGCAUUCCCUUCAUCUUUACCUGACCCGCCUCAUAUAAAAAAGCGCAGGAAAUUAACUUGGAAGGAGCGAUUCCUUGUGUUGAAGGAAGCUUCUAGGCUUUAUGCUGCAAGCUGGGUAAGGGACAUUGGUCCUGAACUUCGACCUAAUGACUACAAAAAGAAACAAUACGAUGAAGAGAUACUCAAUGAUGAAAAUGGUGCCACUAAGCAGAAGGAGCCCUCAACAUUGGAGGACCUAGCCGUGGCUGCAAGAGGCGGCAUGGAAACUCUCAGGCCCGCACUGCAGCGGGUAUAUAUGACUAGAGCCUCAGCAUACAGAGAUGCUCUCAAAAGCUUUAUUCAAGGAUAUCAAGAAGGCAUUCAGCAAGUCAUGGAGAAGAAAGAAGAGACUACAUCUCAGGAAGACAAGGAUUUGCACAAGGACAAAAGUUGACCUGCUAAGCCAAAUAUGUGAGUUGCUUCUGGAUGACUGAUAAAAAUAUAAAAUUGCAUAACCUAUUUUUUUUUUGUGUGUGUGAAGACAACCUAUGACUAAAGUUUGGGGACCGAGGGAGUAUUAAGUAUUUGAAUGAAAGUCGCAUGAUGUGUGAAACUAAUUGUCCAUUUACCAAAUUUAGUAAACAAAGCAAUAGAAAUGGAGAAAUGCUUUGGUCAAAGAACUUUUGAUUUUUCUUAGCAUUGUAGUCUGUAUUUAUUUGCAUUCCAAAAAAUCAAAGAGUGAGUUCAAU
This is a messenger RNA of Cuscuta campestris, 1081 nucleotides long. The record is from the annotation of a GenBank genome assembly. Lineage: Eukaryota; Viridiplantae; Streptophyta; Magnoliopsida; Solanales; Convolvulaceae.